This is a messenger RNA of Musca vetustissima, 3068 nucleotides long. RefSeq lists its product as uncharacterized. The transcript has a single exon. The annotation marks the transcript as partial. Lineage: Eukaryota; Metazoa; Arthropoda; Insecta; Diptera; Muscidae. The record is from RefSeq and is a predicted model, not a curated record.
CUUUCAACAAUGCCGGCAACUCGACAUCUGGAGGUUUUGGUGGCCUAUUGACAUCGGCAACACAGAGUAUUUUUACAAAUAUUAUUACUAAAAAGAUACAAACUAUUACCCAGGCUUUGACCACUGGUCUCAGUUCGGCUAGUUCCGGUUCGAGUGGUGGUUUUGGAUUCGGCGCCAAAACCGGUUUAUUCACCAACCUUUUGAGUACCAAAUUGGGUGGUGGUAGCAGUUCCGGCUCCUACAGCAGCAGUGGCAGUAGUUCCAGUAGCGGCUUUGAUCUAAGUUCCAAAACAAAUUUGGCUACAAGUUUGUUAAGCAGCAAAUUGGGAUCGGGAUCUUCUUCCACCUCCUAUAGCUCUUCCAGCAGUUCUUCAUCAUCGAGUAGUUCCAGCAGCAGUGGUGGUGGUUUGAGUUUGAUUACAAAUUUGGCCACCGGUGUUGUUAGCAGUAAAUUAGGUGGUGGUGGAAGUUCAAGCAGCAGCAGUGGUGGUGGUAUUUUAAGUGGUUUCAUUGGUGGAGCAACGGGUAUUGCUACGGGUACAACAACGACUACUACGACUACCACAACUACAACCCAAGCUCCAACCACAACAACUACCACGACCACCACCACAAAGGCCCCUGAAGUCAGCAUUACCUCCACUACGGAAGAUUUAACAGAAGAUAAGUAUACCGACUUUGGUACAGUCUCAACUGAGAGUAGUGUCAGUUCCACUUCAGGUUAUGUUUAUAGUACCACCGAGGCCCCUGAAAUUACAACUAGACGCCCUGAAACCGGUAGUGCUUUAUUAAAUGCUGCCAUUGCAGCCACUACAAUUGAGGAUAAUGAUGAUGAUGAUGAUGUUACCACAACAACAACCACUACCUCUGAAACUACACCAACCACGAAUGGUGGUUCGGUUGGCGGUACAAUUGUUUUUCCUGCUGAUAAGGAAAUAACAACAACUGUAACAACGACUGGAGAUAGUGACAACAAGGGAACUAAUGAUGGCCAGGAUAAUGGUUACAGUUAUAGCACGAAUUCCAACAGCCAGGUGUCGAAUGGUAAUAAGGAUGGUUCCACUGGUUCUGGAAAUUCUGGAUACAGCUACACCACAACAACCCAAACUUCGACCACGGGUAAUGCUGGUCUAGGUGGUAAUCAAGGUUCCACAACUCUAACCUCGGAAGAGAAGGGUGCCGAUAAGGUUACCACAACUGGCGGUGAUUCCGGAUAUACCUAUACCACAACUACCCAAACUUCGACCACAGGUAAUGCUGGUAUCGGUGGCAAUCAAGGUUCCAUAACUGGUGGAAAUAAUGACUCAGGAUAUAGUUAUACCACCACCCAAACCUCGGAAGAUAAGGAAGCAGAUAAGGUUACCACAACUGGAGGUGAUUCCGGCUAUACCUACACCACAACUACCCAAACUUCUACCACAGGAAAUGCUGGUCUAGGAGGUAAUCAAGGUUCGAUGUCCUCGGGAAAUUCCGGUUCAGGUUAUAGCUAUACCCAAACAACUGAAGAAAAGGAAGCCGAUAAGGCCACAACAACCGGAGGAAAUGGUGGCCUCAGUUACACCACCACAACUACCCAAACUUCUACCUCAGGUAAUGCAGGUGGUCUAGGUGGUAAUCAAGGUACCUCUACAGGAGGAAAUUCUGGUUCAGGAUAUAGUUAUUCCACCACGCAAACCUCGGAAGACAAGGCUGUCGAUAAGGUUACCACAACCGGAGGAAAUGCUGGUUUCAGCUACACUACAAUAACCCAAACUUCCACCACUGGAAAUUCUGGUAUUGGUGGUAACCAAGGUUCUUUGUCCACUGGAAAUUCCGGUUCAGGAUAUAGUUAUACCACCACUCAAACCACUGAAGAAAAUGAAGCUGAUAAGGUUGCCAUAACUGGAGGAAAUGGUGGUCUCGGUUACACCAUAACUACCCAAACUUCCACCACCGGAAAUGCAGGUGGUCUUGCCGGUAACCACGGUUCUUCCUCCACAGGAAAUUCUGGAUACAGUUACACCACAUCUACUCAAACUUCCAAAACUGGAACAACCGGUCUAAGUGGUAGUCAAGGAUCUUCUUUAAGUGACAACUCCGGCUCUGGUUAUAGCAUCAUAACCACUCAAACCACCACUGAAGAAAAGGAAGCUGAAAAAGAAAUCUCUACAUCGGUUGAAGAUUCUGAUUUUACCUUUACCACCACAACCCAAUCCUCUGUAGUUGAAAAUACCGAAGAAGGAUCGGCCUUGGGUGGUAAUACCGAUUCUGGUUAUAGCUAUAGUAUUACUCAAACUUCUGGAGAUAAGGACAACGGAAAAGCCACGGUAAGUGGUGGAAAUUCUGGCUAUAGCUAUACCACCACAUCUACCAAAACUUCAACAUCUGGUAAUACUGGUCUAGCUGGCAUUCAAGGCUCCUCUGGUGCUGGAAACUUGGGUACUGGUUACAGUUAUACCCUAACACAAAAUUCUGGCAAUUCUGGAGCCAAUAAAGGAAUUUCCACUUCAGGAGGUAAUACCGGUUAUAGCUACAGCAAAACAACAACAAGCAAAACCUCUACAACCGGUAAUGCCGGUUUGAGUGGUAAUCAAGAAGGAAGUUCAGGUAAGGGUUACAAAUAUUCCACCACAACCUAUCAAACAUCGAACCAAGGUGAUGCAAAUACAGGCUUAGUUGAAGAUGUCAACAACAAUGAAGUUGGAGGAGGUUACAUCUAUACCACAACCACCACCACAACUACCCAUAAAAUCUCCUCCGAUGGUACGGAAUCACCAAUUUUGGUCGAACGCAAAGAGGUCACCUGUAAAUAUACAUCGGAUUCGGCCAAACCUGAAUGUGAUGAUAAAAUUGUAAAAUCCACUGAGGAUAAAAUGUUGACAGCUGCCUCAAAAAUUCAAACCAAUACCUUUAAUACUCCAAUUGUCAAUGGACAAACAACAAGCACCGGUUAUCGCUACGUAACCUCGAAAGUGGAUAGUGGAACCACAGCCAGACCUAGAGGUUUUGGUUUCAAUCUGUUUGCCAAUGAAAUUAACAAUAACAUUGUAAGACCAACUAUCAGCAAUCAAUAUUUACCAGUUUUGUAA